AACUGCUAAACUGAGACUCUAGGACGGCAUGUGUUGGAACCAACGCUGAAGAGCUUUCUUUUUUAAUACUGAGCGUUUGACAUUCGCAAGGUAAGGAUCAUGUCUCUCCCAGAGGAGGAUCUGACAUGUCCAGUGUGCUGUGAUAUCUUCAGGGACCCUGUUCUGCUGUCGUGCAGCCACAGCUUCUGCAGGAGCUGUUUGAAGAAAUGUUGGGACACAAGGGCAAGGGAAUGUCCAGUUUGCAGAAGGAAAGCAUCCAAAUGCCCUCCUCUGUCCAAUUUAGCUCUGAAGAAUGUCUGUGAAGCUCUUCAACAGGUGAGGAGGCAAAACUCUCUGGAGGAGCAGGGGAGGUGCAGCUUACACGGGGAGAAGUUGAAGUUGUUUUGUCUAGCUGACGAACAGCCCAUCUGUGUGGUGUGCCAGACUUCCAAACUUCAUAAAAAUCAUGACUGUUCCCCGGUUGAAGAGGCACUUCUGGGCUGCAAGGACAAACUGGAGUUCAGGCUGAAAAGCUUGGAAAGCAAACUGGAGUACCUCCAGAGAAAACACAGGACCUCUGCUGACAUGUUGGCAUACAUUAAGUAUCAGACACUGACAACUCAAAACAAGAUAAAAAACCAGUUUGAGCAGCUACAUCAAGCCCUUUGUGAUGAAGAGUCGGUCCGGAGAGAAGCUGUGAAGAAGCAGGAAGAGGAGAAGACUGAAUCGAUCAAACAAAAAAUGAAUGAACUUUCAGCAGAAAUGCUUUCUGUCACUGAGACCAUGUCUGCCAUCAAAACACAGCUCAAAGAAGACGAUAUGAUUAUAUUACAGAAUUUUAAAGUCACUCAGGGAAGCGAUAAAGAUAUGGAGGAUGAUUUUGAUGACAUGUCGGGUUUACUGUUAGAUGCAACAAAACACCUCUCUAACCUGAAAUACAGUGUCUGGGAGAAAAUACUGGACAACAUUGACUACACCUCUGUAACUUUAGACCCAAACACAGCACACCCAUGCCUCGUCCUGUCCGAAGACCUCACUUCCCUCCACUACUCAAAGCAGCCCAGAUGUUGCCCUGACAACCCUGAGCGUUUUCACGUGAGUGCAGAAGUGGUAGGAAUGACCUCGCUCGGCUCAGGAAGCCACCACUGGGUUGUGGAAACAGGAAGUAAUCAAGACUGGCUCCUGGGCGUGGCCUCAUUGUCUGCGCCGAGGAACGCUGAGGUCGCAGCUCGGCCUGAAAAAGGCUUUUGGACUUUGUGCUUCCGGGACGGAGAGCUCAGAGCAAUGAGCUCGCCACCCACCCUGCUGACUGUUACAACUAAGCUCGAACAGGUCAAAGUUCAACUGGAUUACAACAAGGGAACUGUGUCAUUUUUUGACCCUGUGGACAAUUCGCUCCUGUAUGCUUUCACGCAGACAUUCACAGAGCCUUUAUUGCCAUAUUUUUAUACACAGAGUAGUCACCCUCUGAGAAUAAUGCCAGAGAAGGUGCUUAUCACAGUGCUGCGUCAGUAAGUAGGUUUUCUUCCUUUCUUUCUUUGUAAGGGUUUAGGCUCCUGAUUUAGUUCUAGGAACACAAGCUGAGCCAAAUAUUAAAAUACGUGAACAGUGUCGUUAUAUCUGAUAUGUUCUUUAGAAGAUCGGCCUGUGUUUUUUUGUUUUGCUCAUAGGACAGUAAUAGAAAAUACUGUAGUGAUGUAUUUUCCCCCCUCUGUGUAAUUUUGUUGCUGCCUUGUUGUGUUUGUCACCAGUAGUAAAGAUUCUUUGUGAAGAUCUUG
This is a messenger RNA of Xiphophorus couchianus (Monterrey platyfish), 1757 nucleotides long. Its product is annotated as zinc-binding protein A33. The record is from RefSeq and is a predicted model, not a curated record. Gene Ontology annotation, molecular function: zinc ion binding; protein binding. Bases 100 to 1494 code for a protein of 464 amino acids. Lineage: Eukaryota; Metazoa; Chordata; Actinopteri; Cyprinodontiformes; Poeciliidae. The transcript is spliced from 6 exons.